UUCCCAAUCUUUUUGUUGUUUGCUGUGUUAUUGUCCUAAAGUUGAUUCGGUGCGAAGAACGAGCAAGUACAUGAUUUCUGUUCCGUUUCACACUUGAAUUGAUAAGCUGAAUCUUCCUCCCUCGAAGGCCAGACUACAGUUCUCAGGAUUUCAUCUCAUUUCGUCCAAUCAUGGAUGCAAAAUUGAGCCUUCUUCUCUUGCUGGGUGCUGUCGCUGCGGCUAGCGCUGAAUUUUGCUACAGCGAUGUCGUCGGAGCUUGCAGUCCCACAGGCUCAGAAUUGGCCAACUGUAAUGCCAAGUACGGAGCUGCCCACGAAGUAAUGAAAGAUUUACAGAGCUAUGUCAAUACACACAUAACCCGGAACUGGCAAUAUCUUUUGAUGUCAACUUACUUCAACAACUACGAGAAAAACCGUGCCGGUUUCUCCAAACUUUACAAGAAACUGUCCGACACCGCAUGGGAGGACGCCAUUGACCUCAUCAAAUACAUCGGCAAACGUGGAGGUAAAAUGGACUUCGGUUUCAGGAAGGAAGACACUUACCGCGCUAAUGUUGAUACUUAUGAAAUGCAUGAACUGGGAAGUCUUGCAAAGGCUUUGGACAUCCAAAAGUCUCUAGCUGAAGAAUCACACCACAUUCACGGAGAAGCCAUGCGCAGGAAGCAAGACUUCCACGACCCAGAGGUUGGUUCUUUCAUUGAGAACAAAUUCGUUCACCAACAUGCUGAUGCCGUACGUGAAUUGGCCGGACACUCAAACGACUUGAAGAAAUUGAUGAGCAACACAGCCGAUCAGAGCCUUGCCCUUUACAUCUUUGACCAGCAUCUUCAGAAGUCACUUGGUUAAUUCCGUAC
Molecule: messenger RNA, 853 nt
Organism: Bemisia tabaci
Lineage: Eukaryota; Metazoa; Arthropoda; Insecta; Hemiptera; Aleyrodidae
Gene: Fer2LCH
Product: Ferritin 2 light chain homologue
Biological process (GO): iron ion transport; intracellular iron ion homeostasis
Cellular component (GO): cytoplasm
Molecular function (GO): ferrous iron binding; ferric iron binding
Source: RefSeq, a predicted model, not a curated record